AUUUCAAAAACAAAAGCUAUUAUGGUUGUAAAAUGUCAAAAUGUCCAGUGCUAUGCAAUUCAUGACGAAAUUUUCGCAACCGUAACGAAAUUAUCUUAUCGGAAUUAAAACAACAGCAUUACAACAAUACUCUUUAUUAAUAACAAUUGUUGCUUAUCGAGUGACGUUCCGUUCGCACGCGUAAGAUCCGUCGAUACCUAUGUGUUGUAUGUUCAAUAAUAUUUAUUCAGUUGUAACAAAUCGUAGUUUUACGUCACUGUAAAUAAUUUGGCUGUGUUCCUCUGUUUGUUGACUCACAAUAACUUCAGAACUUGCGUUGGCAACAAGCUUUUGAGUGACCUUGAAAACAACAGCUGUUUACAGCCAUGGAUUCCUUCUUCAGUCUGUUUGACCCGUCAGAGGGCAAUCAAAACAAGCAGAAGAACAAAAAGAGGCACAAACCGGAACAGGAUACGGUUAAGAAAAAACCUGACGCGCCUAAAGGACGCCGAAGAGGCCGCAAAUCUAACGUGAAGAAUGAGACGCUCCCUGAAGAGUCGUCGUUCCUCUGCGAGCCGGAUCUCAGCACUGAUCUCCUAGUUAAGGAUGUUAGCUAUAUCGAACACUUCAUAGAAGUUAAUAGGAAAGAUGAUGACAACAAAAAUGAACUAGACAAGAAACCGAAACGCCGAAACUCAAGUCGCAAAUGCCGUAGAAAAAAGAACAAAAUAUCACCUUCUAAGGAUGUACCCACAACAGCUUGGAGUCACGAUGUUAACGAAAACGAAACCAAAAACUGGAAUAACCAGUUAUCCGUCCAAAAGAUAUGCGACGAAAACAUAGGAAAGAACGUUAACGAUCUGAAGAACGUUAAUAACGUUAUUCGGAACGACAGUUCUUUGGAACGGUUUAAGGAUAGAGAGGUGUAUAACGUGAUUGAUAAGCUUGAAAAGGUUAUUUUGAAAGAUGACAUGUAUCUCGCUGGUGAUUUUGAUACGAAUGAUCUGGAAAAUGAUAUUUUUUAUAGUUCCGAUGAUAUGGAGGAGUAUGUUGAUGAUUCAACAUCAGACCCCGAUGACUCAGGGGAUGAGGUAUACGGCAGUCUACCUCCCGAGCCUAGGUUCGGUAACGUGGAGUACAAACUACAACUAGUUUCACUAUGCGAAAGGAGGUUCCAACAUUUAGUAACGCAGUUAAAAUGGCGUCUCCGCUCCGGCGGCGGUAGCGCAGUCUACGUCCUCGGAGUCCGAGACUGCGGCGCCCUCGUAGGGCUCCACGCGCGAGCCCUGCGCGGCUCCCUCGUCUCCCUGCGCCGCAUGGCCCACGCGCUCGGAGCUACCUUAGCUCACGUUACUGCUAGGAGAGUCGCUUCGCAUCGCGCUGUCGCUGAGGUCUAUGUUAGAAAGUUACCAGAUCCCAAACAGAGUGUUGAGCUAAGAGUGGCCGUGAUGGGAGCCAACGAGGCUGGCAAGUCUACCCUCAUUGGUGUACUUACUCAAGGAGAACUGGACAACGGUCGAGGCAGCGCUCGUCUGAACAUGUUCCGUCAUCUACACGAGGUCAAGUCAGGCAGGACUUCUUCGCUCAGCCAUGAGAUACUAGGCUUUGAUGCACAGGGCAACGUAGUAAACUACGGCUGUUCAGAACUGAUGACAGCGGAACGCAUAGGCGAGAGAAGUGCCAAACUAGUGUCAUUCCUAGACCUAGCGGGACACAGCAAGUACCAGCGGACUACACUGCACGGCCUCACCGGGUACUCCCCGCACUAUGCUAUGUUGGUGAUCUCAGCAACAGCCGGCAUAACCCCCAUCACAGAGGAACACAUAAGUCUACUAUCGGCUUUAGAGUUGCCAUUCUUCGUGGUCAUCAGCAAGUGCGAGCUCGCCGCCUGCGCCGUGCGCGACCUCGUAGCAACGUUACAGCAUCUUCUUGGUACUGCUAAUAAGAAACCCUUACUAAUAACCGAUGAGAACUUGGCCAGAAACUGCGUGGCGCCGCAGAAACUCAUCAUUGAUUCGAUCGACGAUACCAAGGAACAAGUAGACGUGGAAUCAGAAAUAAUACCAGUUUUUCCCGUAAGCUGCGUCAGAGGGAACGGUUUGAGCGCUCUACACGCGUACUUGUUAGCUCUGCGCCCGCCACAGACACAAGCCGCGCAUAGACCUGACGAUGAAACGUGCGAGUUUCAAAUAGACGAGAUAUUCCACGUGGGAGAUAACUCUGGACCGGUCGUUGGCGGAUUGCUCGCGAAAGGACAACUAUAUGAAGGAGACACUGUUAUUAUUGGACCUCUAGAAGACGGUUCCUUCACCCGAAGCCGGGUUCGAAGCAUCCACAGGAACCGAGCCCCCUGUGGGUCUGUCCGCGCCGGGCAGUGCGCGAGCGUCGGGCUGUCGGCCUGCGCCCCCCGCCCCGGACAUGUGUUACUGGCGCCUCCGCCCUCUGCGUCAUGUCCGCCUGCCUUCACUAACUGCCGUCCUGGGGCUUGUAAGGCGAAACAAAUCCAAGAAAACUUAGCAGAGCAGACGAAAAAUCGCAAAAAUGUUCGCAGAAAAAACAAGAACCUUCUACAAGACUUGAAGACUGCUGAAGAAUGUCUCACCAAAGACAUGGAUGAUAUCGAAACUAAUAUAUUUGAUGAUGAUGAUGAAGAUGAUGAACAAAUUGAUGAAGAGACGAAGAGACAAAUUGAUGAUGACUGUAUAUGUAACGAUAAGGUGAUCUUGGAAGACCCUAAUAAUCCGAGAGGGUGUAUUUAUUUUCAGGCAUCAGUGCAAGUGUUAAGACACUCCACAGUGAUAUACCCCGGGUUUCAAUGCACGGUGCAUGUCGGCAAUGUCAGGCAGACCGCUAUUAUUGAGGGUAUAAUGUCUCUACACAACGUGCUCCGCGCGGACGAGACCGCGUCAGUUCUGUUCCGCUUCGUGCGCUGUCCGGAGUACCUCGUGAGGGGGAGGCGACUACUCUUCACUGCCGGCCUGGGAACUAGGGGCAUCGGACGCAUCACUCAAGUAUUCCCAUAUGUACCUUGAACAAAAUCCAAUCAUUUACGGUCCAGCAUCUAUAUUUCUAUCAAAGAUUUACUAAUUUAGAAGUAGAUCUGUUUUUUUAACUAAAUAGUUUUUUUAAUUAGAAAAGUACACUUUUUUUGGUGUCUUGAAAGUGUAGGGAAAUAUUUAAAUAAUUCUUCGGUGUUUGACAAACUAUACUUUUUAGUAAAAUUGUCGGCUAAGUAAAAUAAAGGAAGAUUUUUAAGUCAUUGUCGAAUUUCAAAUACUAUUCUUUUUCAUGAAAAUAGUAAUUAAAAUUGUUCAAUUUCAGCCAACUUCGAAAAAGAGGAGGUUCUCAUUUUUUCUAUAUUUUUUUAAAUAAUAAUAAGUAGCACAAAAUGGUUUUGGAUUUUUGUUUAAAUAAAUCGUUUAGUACUUACUUAAAAUUAAUAUAAUAAUAAGUAUUAUUUUAACUAAUUUCUAAAAACACAAGGUGAUUUCAAAAAUCUUCCUUUAGACAGAAAAUAACUAUUUUUGACUAACUAAAUAACUUGAUUAUUUAAUAAACUAUAAAUAAAUAUGACUGGAUAAAUAAAUUGUCUCGACAAAUUAUCAUCCGCCUAGCCAUUUCUUUGAAACCCAUCCUUGUUAUAUCAAAAGUAUUAAUACUAAUUUUGUAAAACUUUCUCAGCUGAAUAUUAAGAUUAAAUUCACUACUACUAUAAUCAUCGUCACGAAUCUUGAGCGCUGACCUUCACCUGCGCAGAAGUAAUUUAUUGGGUCCCUUUUGUGGUAUGAAGUGAGGCGCGGGAGCGGGCUAAAGCGGUGAUUGGCCCGCAGCGCAUCGCGUCAUAGCCGUCACUCGGGAUUGGUUCUUUCGAUCCCCAGUCUUCCGCUGAGCACUCAAGAUCCGUGCCGGUAUCUGUACUACUUUUAUGUACUACUGCUAUGUUACCAACGCCUUCCUCUCUUCUAACUAUUUUGCUGUGCCCAUCAGGGUCCAUAAUUGUGACUACCUCUAUUAAUUUUCCACCUAAAGUACAGUCAACUGCAGGUCAGUGGUAACAGUUGUAUAGGUAAAUCGUACUUAUUACUGUUGAGUUAAGGUGCAUGACAGUUACCACUGAUGUGCAGUUUACUGUACAUUAUGAAAUGCAAUAAAUGAUACGAAAAAUUUUGUGUAACGUUAGACAUGGGUAUAGGCUACUUCUUAUCCAAAUGCGGGAAGUUGUUUCCUCGGAACGCGGGUGAAACCGCGGGCAACAGUUAAUGUAGUAAAUAUUAUUCUUCCAUCAAUGUAUGUUUUACUUAAAUUAUAUAGUAGGUUGAAUAUUUUCUCGGUGUUAAAUUGCCAAGCGUUUUUUUUUAUUAUUUUUAAUAAUAUGUAUGAAAAUACAAAAUUAAGUACAAUAUAAUAAUGCUUUAAUAGUUUGUUAAAUUCGCGUCUUUUGAACUUUAAUUUUGUCCUAAAAACAAUUUGUUUAUAUUUUUUAAGUAGAUAAAAAAAAUGUACCACACAGAUUUCCUAUGUAAUAGGGUAUUACAUGCAUUUUUGAAAUAUAUCUUAAAUAAAUUCUUUAGUCUUAAUAUAUCUCUAAAAAAUUAAAAAUAAUUUUUUUUCUCACGUUAUGUACGAAUAUAAAUUAAUUGUUUUAUCAUUAUUUCAAAUUUCGCGCGUAUUUCGCGAAAACGCGGCACACAACGGACGCCAUGAUUGUUUUUUGGUCAUGACGUCAUUACGUUAGCAAGCAAACUACAGCUGUCAGUAAUACAUAAUAUUUUGAUAUGUAUUGAAAAUUUUAAUAAUGAGUAAUUAUGCUCCGUAUCGUUGGUGUGUUGUUUCUGAAUGUGAGAACACUAGUGUAAAAACACCAGACAAAUUAUGGAUUCAAGUACCAGUGGAUAUAAAUAUGAGAAACACUUGGUUAAAAGUUGUUUACUACAAUAAUGACGUCAUUAGCAUGGCGGCGACAUUUCGUAGUGUUCAAAGACAGAUAAAAAAACCUAAAAACUUUAAACUGCAAUAAAAAAUAUAUUUAUGUACCUUACGAAGUGAAACUAACAUUUCCCGAUUGCUUUUCCUCUAAACAAUCAUUGUAAUACACUUUUAAUUUUUUUCUCAUCUAGACUAAAAUACCCUAUUGAAUAUGAAAAUAUUUUGACUAGAAUUCUAGUAGCAUACAUUUGAUAUUGUCAGAAUUCUUUAACUGUGGAUUUCAAUAUUUGAUCUAUCCCCCGUUUUGCGGUAGGAGAUUGAAUUUAAUUUAUAUGAAUCGAAUGUCAAAAUGAUUAACAAAAUUUUGAUUUGAUUGAUUGAUUAACAAAAGAUAAAAGAAUUAGUAAAAGAUUUUUACUAUUAGAAAAUUAUAUUUUAAUUAUUGUUGUCCAUCUUUAAAAAUGAUUUCCUUUUCUAAAUACAUCGAAAAUACAUACUUUUUCUAUUGUAAUGAAAAUACAAAGUGAAUACCAUGUAUUAAAAAAACAUCGGCCUCAGUCUGUUUGCUAAACUAAACUCAAAAACUGCUGAAAUGUUUUUCAUGCGGUUUUCAGCAAAUGACAGAGCAAAUUAUAAAGAAAGUGGAGGCUUUUUAUUUUAUGUAAGUAUAUAUAUGUCACUUUAUAUAACCGAAUUCUGUGAUUUUUUUAAUGUAUAAACUUUUCAUCAUUUGUUAAUUUCUCUAUAGAAUCGAUCUAAGCGGAAUUGAAAAGUUUUUAAACAACUAUAGGUACCCUAUUCUUGGAGCCAUGAGCCAAAAGGUAAACAAACUAUAAAAAGGGUUCUUUGUAAGUCACGAUUGAAGUAAUGAUCAUAUUUUAUAAAAAUAACUACGGAAGUAAUACACUGACAACAUUAGAAAUGAUAUUUUAGAACGAUAUCUGUAAAACUUCAGACUUAUUUAAAAUCAAAUAUAGUAAAUGCCGUAAAUUAUUUUCUUAAUUUUACAUAAAUAUGCAGGUCGCCUCCAACAGGUAUCUGUGGAGAUCUAAGGGGGAGGCCUAUGUUCAGCAGUAGACGUCCUAUGCCUGAGAUGAUAAUGAUGAAUCAAAUAUGUAUAAAAUCGUUUACAUGUAAAAGAACCUGACUGAGUUUCUGACUUGACUGUCAAACUUAGAACCCUACUAAAUUGUAGAGCACAGAUACUGCGAACAUUUUACAUAAAAAUGUGACUUUUUGUCAUCGGUCGGGUUAUACCCGCCAUCUUGAAAAAGUGUCAUUGUUUGUUUACAUUUUGGCUCACGGCUCAUUGAAUAGGGUAUAAUUACGAAAUUCUAUUGGUUUAGAAGUUUUGGCCUUAUAAUGUCUAUGGUAUUUUCAGUCAAGCCACAGAUCAUAAUAAUAUAGUCAAUGUGCAAAAAACAAUGGAUAAAUGUUUCUAUUCUAGAUAUUAAAUAUUAAUUAUCACCGAAAACUUUGUAUGUUGCACCUAUUAUAGUAUAAAAAUUGAA
Helicoverpa armigera (cotton bollworm) is the source of this 6416-nucleotide messenger RNA. RefSeq names its product GTP-binding protein 2. Gene Ontology annotation, molecular function: GTP binding; GTPase activity; translation elongation factor activity. The coding region runs from base 366 to 3011 and encodes 881 amino acids. NCBI's taxonomy places the organism in Eukaryota, Metazoa, Arthropoda, Insecta, Lepidoptera, Noctuidae. The record is from RefSeq and is a predicted model, not a curated record. The transcript is spliced from 18 exons. Gene Ontology annotation, biological process: translational elongation.